Molecule: messenger RNA, 359 nt
Organism: Brassica napus (rape)
Lineage: Eukaryota; Viridiplantae; Streptophyta; Magnoliopsida; Brassicales; Brassicaceae
Product: putative defensin-like protein 128
Exons: 2
Coding region: 26-283 (85 amino acids)
Source: RefSeq, a predicted model, not a curated record
CGCACAAUUUCAUAUAUAAAUAGAGAUGAUAUUUACAUGUACACUACAAGUCUAUAAAAUGACAAAAUUCACGACUCUUGCGAUCUUCAUCGUCUUAUUUCUAGGGAUGGUGGCGAAAGAGACACAAGGACAGCAUAUCUGUCAUCAGAUUCUCUUAAACGACAACUGCGAUGGACCGACGUGCACAGCUCUGUGUGACCAGAAAUUGGGUGGAACUGGCCAGUGUUACCGAACCGUUGACAGACGCUUUAUUUGCCUCUGCAAUUAUAUAUGCAAGAGUUGAUUCUUUUCCUGUUUUAUUCUUAUCUAAAAAGGCUAUAUGAAUGUUAUAAUAAAAACUUUAAUAGUUUCUUGCAAUU